AUGUCCUACCCGCAGUUUGGAUACCCUUACUCCUCUGCUCCCCAGAACAGUUUCGAGUCCAAGGAUGGCACCGGAUCUUCACACGCCGGCCUAGCACCCACAGCAGCUGCAGCCUACUACCCUUAUGAGCCAGCUCUGGGCCAGUACCCAUAUGACAGGUAUGGGACCGUGGAUAGCGGCACGCGUCGAAAGAACGCCACCCGGGAGACCACCAGCACACUGAAGGCUUGGCUGCAGGAGCACCGGAAGAACCCGUACCCCACCAAGGGAGAGAAGAUCAUGCUGGCCAUCAUCACCAAGAUGACCCUCACGCAGGUAUCCACCUGGUUCGCCAACGCACGCCGGCGCCUCAAGAAGGAAAACAAGAUGACCUGGCCACCUCGAAAUAAGUGCGCAGAUGAGAAGCGGCCCUAUGGGGAGGGUGAGGAGGAAGAAACUGUCGAGGAGGAAUCACGGGAGGAACCUCUCAAGAGUGCCAAGAGCGAAGGUCCUGUUGGCAAAGACGACAAGGAGCUAGAACUCAGUGACCUGGAAGAUUUCGACCCUCUAGAUGCAGAGACCUCAGAGUGCGAUCUGAAGACUCCCUUCCAGUCCCUGGACAGCGGACCAGAGAGGAUCCCUGCCUCCUCUGAUGGCCCUGGCCCAGGCAAGGAGGCCUCCGCUACACUCCGGAUGCCUCUUGGCACCACUAGUGGAGCUGCCAUGGAUGAGGACCUGGAGAGGGGCCGGAGCUGCCUCCGGAGCACAGUGGUUGCGCCGGACUCUGGCGCCGAGGGCGGCCCACAGGCCUGCGAAGCCAAACUCAGUUUUGCCCCAGCAGGGGCGCCGCCGAGCCUGGAGACCAAGCCGCGCAUCUGGUCCUUGGCACACACGGCCACAGCUACUGCAGCAACAGCUCUGAGCCAGACUGAGUUUCCCUCAUGCAUGCUGAAACGCCAAGGUCCGGCGGGGGCAUCCUCGGUGCCGCCGGCCUCCUCACCUGCAGUCCCAACCCCUUCAGUAGCCCUGGAGAGGCACCAGGACUCCCCAGUAACUAGUCUCAGAAACUGGGUGGAUGGGGUAUUUCACGAUCCCAUCCUUAGGCAUAGCACUUUGAACCAGGCCUGGGCCACAGCUAAGGGUGCCCUUCUGGAUCCCGGCUCUCUAGGACGCUCUUUGGGGGCGGGCACCAACGUACUGACUACGCCCCUGGCCUGCUCCUUCCCGCCCACGGUGCCCCAAGACGCCCCACCUUCGGGGGCCCGGGAGCUGCUGGCUACACCCAAGGCUGGUGGCAAACCCUUCUGCACUUAA
Molecule: messenger RNA, 1293 nt
Organism: Cricetulus griseus (Chinese hamster)
Lineage: Eukaryota; Metazoa; Chordata; Mammalia; Rodentia; Cricetidae
Source: RefSeq, a predicted model, not a curated record